AUGAGAGUGUGUCGGUAUCGCCGCUUGCAGGGUGUCUGGGCCUUGUUGCUGUGUGUGUCAGUGGUCCUGCACCUGCUGGUGGCUCUGCUGGUUUUGUCUCUGUACCCUCCACCCUGUGAGCCCCUUCAGUCCUCUUCAUCUCAGCCGCACCCCAACCUCACCUCAGCCGACGGCACACGCAGACGAGGGAAGCAGGAGGUGCGUGAGGGAGGGGCCGACCUGUCCAAGCUGGAGGCUCUGUUCUCCCAUCCGCUGUACAACCUGCAUGCCCCCCCCUCUCCUGAUGAGGACUGGUUGCUGAGAGUCCGAUCCAAAGGGGCAGCAGAGCAGAAUGCAGAGCAGUGGUUGAGUGACAGCAAGGAGGGCUUUGAUCCAAUCCACUGGAACACCAGCACUGACACUCACCCACCCUGGCUCAGGUUUCACCUGGGCAUCUCCCGCAGGCAGCUGUACCAGCACAGGGACUCCAACCUGCCUGCGCUUCUAGAGGAGAUGGCCACCAGCCGCAUCGUCAGCACAGUUCAGAAGACAGGAGGAACUCAGCUGAAGCUGCUGAUGACGUUCCCUAACUAUGGUCAGGCUCUCUUCAAGCCUAUGAAACAGGAGAGGCUUGAGGAGACCAAUGUCAACCUGUACUAUUUCUCUGACUUUGAGAGACACAAUGCUGAGAUCGCAGCUUUUCACCUCGACAGGAUUUUGGGUUUUAGGCGAGUUCCUCCAGUAGUGGGAAGGCUGAUUGACGUCAUCAAGGAGAUUAAAGAUGUCACCACAGAUCAUAAACUGGUGCGGACUUUCUUCAACUCCCCAGUUGGAAACUCGUGUUUUUAUGGCCAGUGUUCGUACUACUGCUCCACGGAGCAUGCUGUGUGCGGCCGACCCCAUGCUCUGGAGGGCUCCCUGGCCGCCAUGCUGCCUGACCUGUCCCUGGCCCCUCGCCGCUCCUGGAAAAACCCCUGGAGGCGCUCCUACAGCCGCAGCAAGCUUGCACUAUGGGAGAAAACCCCAACGUACUGCAACGCUGUGAAAAAGACUCCACCCUAUGAUCGAGGCACCCGAUUGGUGGAUCUCAUAGACAUGACUAUCCUGGACUUUCUGCAAAGUAAUAUGGACAGACACCACUAUGAAACAUUUGAGUUUUUUGGCAACAAUACAUUCCUCAUACACUUGGACAAUGGGAGAUCAUUUGGUCGUUACUCUAAGGAUGAGCCCUCCAUACUCGCCCCUCUUGUUCAGUGCUGCAGAAUCCGCCGCUCUACGCUGUUGCGCCUGCGUCUGCUGACUCUCUCACAGUACCAUUUAAGUGACAUGAUGCGGGCUUCCCUGUCCCAGGACCCUCUGGCCGCUGUGGCCCCUGUGCUUGCUGAGCCACACCUCUCUGCAUUAGACCGUCGGCUAGCAACAGUCCUUCAAACUGUCCAACGCUGUCUCUUGCAGCACCCACAGCACAGUGAGGUCAUAUAUGAUGACAUCCCUGACUAUCCAGGCUAG
Molecule: messenger RNA, 1488 nt
Organism: Colossoma macropomum (tambaqui)
Lineage: Eukaryota; Metazoa; Chordata; Actinopteri; Characiformes; Serrasalmidae
Gene: fam20cl
Product: family with sequence similarity 20 member C, like
Exons: 10
Coding region: 1-1488 (495 amino acids)
Biological process (GO): protein phosphorylation
Cellular component (GO): Golgi apparatus
Molecular function (GO): phosphotransferase activity, alcohol group as acceptor
Source: RefSeq, a predicted model, not a curated record